Triticum turgidum subsp. durum (durum wheat) is the source of this 615-nucleotide messenger RNA. Lineage: Eukaryota; Viridiplantae; Streptophyta; Magnoliopsida; Poales; Poaceae. The record is from the annotation of a GenBank genome assembly.
AUGACGAGCGUAUGGAAGACCAAGGUUCUCCCCGGGCUCAACAAGAUCUUCGACAAGGAUGGCAAGAAGGCCGCCGCCGCCGAGUUCUUGAAAUCCUUCAACAAGGAGGAGAUUGACAAGGAGAUUGAGGACAAGAAGACAGAACUAGAGCCCAAGGUUGUGGAGACCAUUGAAGCAUCUCCUCCAGAAAUUAAGGAUAAGAAAACAUCCAAGAUCAAGAAGAACUCAGUUGCCGUCACCAAGUUCCUUGACGAUUUGGCCAAGAUUGAUUUCCCCGGAGCCAAGCUGGUGAGCGACGCGGUGGCCAAGUCCGGCACCACGCCCCUCUCCCCGGCCAUCGUCUUCAUCUUGGACAAGGUUGCGCCCUUCGUCCCAGCGCCCAAAGAGGAGCCCAAGGCCGAGCCCGAGGACGCCGCCCCGGCAGAGGAGACCACCACCCGCGAGGUCGCCGUGGAGGAGAAGAAGGAGGAAGCCGAGCCCUCCGCCGCACCGGCAGAAGCGGCCGCGCCGGUGGAGGCAGCCGCGCCCGCUGCUGAGGUAGUGGAGGAGAAGAAAGAGGAGGAGAAACCCGCGGAAGCCGCCGCACCUGCCGCCGAGGAGCCAGAGAAGAAGUGA